UGCCCUCCACCCAGAAAGCAUAUCCUCUGCAUCCAGCCUUGUCAUUUGUUUAUCUAUUAUCUUUUUGUGCAGCGGGAAGACUUCUUCUCUUCGUUAGACAUAUUGAUAUUCAUUACUUUUCAGAACGCAUCGUGCUCUGUACCCAGAAAGCAUGUGCUCUCCACAGAAGAAGACAACUUAAUUUCUGCCAGUCUAUGCCAGCAAUAGGCGUGCCAGUCGACCAACAAUAUAAUUCAUUUCUCACUCUCUCCGUCUCUCACAUUCGGCCUCUCUCAGAGCAAUUUUGGAGAGUAUUGUCUGCUGAUUGGUCCUCGCUCGCUUUCUUUGAUCUUUUCCCCACUUGAAGGUUCUCGCCUAGGCUUGUUUACGUUCUUCUCUCCCCGAUCUUGCAACUCUCUUCGCAUCUCAGCUCGCCCAAGGGGCCAUCACCUAAUCUUCCGUAGUCAAACCACGUGGGUCAACCUAACUGAAGGCCGUAUCCCUGUUACCUCUCUCUCUCUCUCUCACCUUCUUCAUCAUUUCCAAGGGGAGAACAUAACGUACUCGUGUUAUACGUGAGUGGACCAAGCCAACAAGUUUGACUUGACUAGAGGAUGAGAUCCAAAAAAAGAUAAGGCAAGGACUACAAGCAAUUGCAGAAAAGCAUCCUAGAAGCAUCUUUCGUGGUUCGUCAAUCCUUUUGAGCAGCAGAAAAGCAUCUUUAGUUUCAACUCUCCGCCUCAGAUCGGCAUGGACAGAAGACAAAGUCAGAGAAAGAGAAAGAGAAAGAGAGCAAAGAAAGAGAGCAGUGAGGGAGCAUCCGCUCCUUCGUUCAUCUCUACUGAGGGAGCAUCCGCUGAUGCUCCUUCGUUCAUCUCUACCGAGGGAGCUUCUUCGUUCAUCUCUCCGGAACCUACAAGACAAGGUGACGAUCGAUACGACGUGUUUUUAAGCUUUAGAGGCUCAGAUACCCGCAAUGAAUUCGCCGAUCACCUCUACCAUGGAUUGUUUGAUAAAGGGACUGUACCGAUUUGGGUGUUCAGGGACGAUAACAUCCCAAUUGGCGAGAAAUUUAGUUCACAGCUUCUCAAUGCAAUCGCACAGUCUAAGAUUUCGAUUCCCAUCAUCUCCGAAAAUUAUGCCUCGAGCAAAUGGUGCCUCCGCGAGCUAUUUCAUAUCAUGGACCGCAAGAAGAGCACGUCACACAUAGUGUUGCCUAUUUUUUACAAAGUGGACCCAGCGGAUGUGCGGCAUCUACUGGGAAAAUUUGGGAAAGCCUUCCAUUCCCAUAAGAAGCGCUUCGAUGAGAAGGAUAUCAAGGAAGGGCAACAAGCACUUAUAGAAGUGAGUUACUUACAUGGAUGGGUAUCAGAGAAAAUUGCAAACGGGCAUGAAGGAGAACUGGUGAAAAAAGUUAUCAAAAGUGUUCUGAACAAGUUGCGACCUGAUUUUCAGCUUGAUGUUACUAAGCACUUAGUCGGAAUUCGUGAUGAUGUGAUGAAAAUAAGGAAAUGGGUAGACACUCCUGCCAGUGAUGCUCGAAUGAUUGGAAUCUAUGGCAUGGGUGGGAUUGGUAAAACAACUCUUGCCAAGGCCAUUUACAAUGAGCUGUCGAAUGACUUUGAGCAUCGUAGCUUCCUUCCCGAUAUUCGAGAAAAAGCUCAUCGCAAUGAUAUUCAUUAUCUACAGAAUCAACUAAUUAAGGAAAUACUGCAGAUCGAGAGUCAAGUUUGGACAUGUGAUGAUGGAAUUAGUUUGAUCAAACAUAGAUUCAAAGGAAAAAAGGUUCUCAUUCUUCUUGAUGAUAUAGAUCACAGAGAUCAACUAUAUUUUUUGGCAAGAGAAAGUAGCUGGUUUACUCCAGGAAGUAUUAUCAUUGUCACAACUGAAAAUAAAGCAAUUCUUGAUCAAUCUGAAUUUAGGGUGGACUAUGAGCAUAAAGUGAAUAAACUAGAUGAGGCGCAUUCUUUGCUUUUAUUUAGUAGACAUGCAUUUCGUGACGACCGUUUUCCUCAGGACUUUGAGGGUUUCUCUCAUAUUAUCGUAUCCACCACGGAUGGGCAUCCCUUGGCUCUUAAGGUAAUAGGUUCAUACUUGUAUGGAAAAAGAAAUCUAAAAGUAUGGCAAGAUGUGCAAAUGGAAUUAGGGAAAGAACCACAUGAAGAUGUCCAAAAAAUAUUGGGGAUAAGUUAUGGUGCAUUAAAAGAUGAACAUCAGGAGAUUUUUCUCGAUAUUGCAUGUUUCUUAAUUGGCGAAGUGAGCAAAUUCGCCAUUUACAUGUGGGAGGACUGUGGGUUUUGUGCAAGUCGAGGAAUUGAAGAGUUGAAGCUAAGGUGCUUGAUAGAAAUUGAUGAAGAUGAUAAGUUAAGGAUGCAUGGUCAAUUAAGAGAUUUUGGAAGGAACAUUGUUAAUCAAGAACGACCGUCCCAGACACUUUGCAGAUCAUUGCUCUACAAGGAUGCCAUCAAAGUACUAAUGGGAGGAAAGGUUGACCUUGUUCAUCUCGCGGAUUAG
Messenger RNA from Syzygium oleosum, 2493 nucleotides. RefSeq names its product disease resistance protein RUN1-like. Bases 730 to 2493 code for a protein of 587 amino acids. Gene Ontology annotation, biological process: signal transduction; defense response. The transcript has 4 exons. The record is from RefSeq and is a predicted model, not a curated record. NCBI's taxonomy places the organism in Eukaryota, Viridiplantae, Streptophyta, Magnoliopsida, Myrtales, Myrtaceae. Gene Ontology annotation, molecular function: ADP binding.